ACUACGUAAAACCUGUUUUAGAUGAAAGAGGUGUGGAAAUAUACCAUAUUUUUAUGUUUCAGAUAAAAACGAUUAUUAGGUUUAAAAAAAAUAGCACAUUUGAUUACAAAUGCAAAUGUUAACUGCAUAUCAGUUACAAUUGACUGGUCGAAACGUGGUGUUGUAACGUCCUAUUAUGGGAACGCACUCCAAGCCAGGAAACCCCCGUGAGCGUCCUAGCAGUAUCAAAAAUGGAUAAUAGAACUUGGUAAAUUGUAUGACACUAAUGUCGUCUUCUAUUCUAACUUAUAAAUCAAUAGCGACUUUCUGAAUCUCAAACUCGCCGACUCCACCAUCAUCAUCAACCUCGUCGAGACAUCAUGUCAGUCCGUUUAACAGGGGAGGAGGUUCUCAGAUGGGUCAUGAGGACCUGCGUUCAGAGGUUGCCUAGUCAACACCGGCCCCCUCAGAUGCAUAGGAGCCUGUUGAGAGAGUUUGACACAGGACUGACACCCAUCUGGAGGACAGCCGGCUCGUUUCAGGGCCGACUGGCUGGACAGCAUGUCAACACAGUCAGGUAUUACUGUCAAAGCAAAACACAAGACUUGAAGGCAAUGGAAGCUGAAGAGCACAACUCCAUCCAACCAGUGCAAUCACCAGUCAUCCAGGCCAAGCGGGUUCCUUUCUCCGACAAGUUGAAGGAGUGUGGCUCCCCCACAGACGUCCUAGACCUGGUCUCCCUGUACACAGCCACCUCCAGGAGGGUCAGCAACUGCCUCACCCGCAUCUGGUGCAUCAACAAGACCAUGACGGAGGAACAGCAGCGGGUGGAGCUCAGGCUCAUGUUCGAGCAUGCGGGCUUUGAGGAGCUGCUCAAUACGAUCAUGCUGGAGGCCGGACGCAUGCGGAGCCUCGACCUGGCCUACAGCCUGCUGGCGAUGGUGAAGCUAGGCGUGUCGCCAAGCAGCCGAGUGGUCCAGACCCUCCUCCGCGUCUCUCAGGAGCGCCUGAAUGACUUUGACAAGAAGUCCCUGUCUGUGCUGGCCUCUGGUCUGGAGCCCAUGAAGAGCAGCCCCAAUGUUGAUGCCCUGAAAGAGGGCAUGAGGUUGAUCAUCGAGUCUCGCCUGCCAGGCAUCCAGAGUGUCAUGGCCCUGCAGACUUUGAUGCGCCACAUGGGAAAAGAUGCCCCCCCGCCGUUCAAGAGGAAACUCGAGAUGAAAGCCUUGUCCAUGACAGAACAGUUCAGCCUCCCGAACUGUCAGUACAUGAUCUCCACUCUGGCCACCAUGGGCUUCUGUUCCAAGCCUCUGCUGGAUGUCUGCUGUACAAAGAUAGCAGAUAAUGUACAUGGGGUCCCCUUCGUCAGACUGUUGACGGUGUUAAGAUCGUGCAGGGAUCUACACUACAGAAACAUGACCCUGUUCACUGCCAUCUCGGAGUACGUGGUCUCCACCCUAGACAUGUGGAGCAAUAAACAGGUGAUUCUGUUCCUGUCGGUCUUCGAGGACCUGGGCUUCUGUGCCACACCCCUGAUGGACGCCUUCCUCGAGAGAGUUCUCCAGAACCCCCAAGUCCUCUCGUUAAAAGACGUUCUCGUCGUCCUAAAGAUCUUCUCCGCCCUCAACCACGACCUGCGGGAGCACAGGCAGGGGUUUGUUGAGAGCAUGACCCACGUUCUGCAGACUUACUUGCCUAAGAUGUCCUCCCCUGACCUGCUGAGGGCCGUAGUCAGCCUGUGCAUGCUGGGCCACUUCCCCCCGGCUCCUCUCCAACAGCUGCUGCAAGGCCAAACCCUGGAUGAGCUCAGGGCUGCGGGAGGCCAUGCCCGUGUGAGGUCAGGGAGAAGGCUGCAGAUAGUGGACCUCUGUCUGAGGCUGGACCAGCCUCCUCUUCCUCAGGAACUGACCGUUCCUUCCUCUGCACUGGGCUCCAUGUCCCCCACGGAGCCCACUGUCAACUCAGGCUUGGUGACUACGCUUCGCAGCGUUGUGGGAGACACGGGGAUUGUACAGGAAGGCGUGCUCGUCGAACAAUUCUACUUUAUAGAUUGUUUAAUAUCAUGUCCCCUGCAGGAGACAGAGGGAACUACACUGUCUGAAGGUGAAGCUCCCCAACAGGAACACAGCCAAAGGUCAAGAAUCGCAGUGAUUAGCACACCCCUCUCAUCUGUAUGCUAUGGGACAUCCCAUCCGCGGGGAAUGUUGGCUAUGAAGCUACGCCAUUUGAAGAUCCUAGGAUACUCUCCUGUCAUGGUAAUGGAGAAUGAGCUCCGGAGUCUACCAGAGGAAGAGAGAGCUGCGGUCCUCCGGGCACAGAUCUUUCCAGAACACCAGCGACCGCCGGUAGAACAGAAGGAAGAGUGACGGUGCAUGAAAACGCCUCUAGCCCAGAUGUCCUAACUAAGAAGUCUGAAACUCUUGUUGUCAGACACGUUGACUGUGGUUUAUUGCACAGGAACCACAGUUAUUCUGUUUUUACCAGGUAAAAACUUGUAUAAAAAUAAUAUAUGCUGUAAGAGUGGGACUUAUUUGUUCUGUAAACAGUGUUUGAUACGUAGAACUGAGGAAUCGCUGUUCAGAUGUCAGAUGGAGUGUUACUGUGCAUGUUGCCUGCUGCUGUUCAUAAACCAAACCUCAUUCAGACUUGGGCGUAACCUUUCAAAGGUUGAUCUGAAAAAGGAUCAUUGUCUUGGGGUGCGAAAAAUAAAACAACCACUAUGUUUAUGAAGCUGUCUGUA
Molecule: messenger RNA, 2716 nt
Organism: Hypomesus transpacificus
Lineage: Eukaryota; Metazoa; Chordata; Actinopteri; Osmeriformes; Osmeridae
Gene: fastkd2
Product: FAST kinase domains 2
Exons: 12
Coding region: 360-2342 (660 amino acids)
Biological process (GO): mitochondrial RNA processing; regulation of mitochondrial mRNA stability
Cellular component (GO): ribonucleoprotein granule; mitochondrial matrix
Molecular function (GO): RNA binding
Source: RefSeq, a predicted model, not a curated record